CACUUCCUUUUUCCUCCCACUCCACUAUCCCCUUCUUCCUCCGACCGCCUCCUCCCGUUUCGCGCCUUUCCUCGCCGAUCCACCCGCGCGCGCGCGCGCACUUGUCACGAUUCUGCGACCUCUCGCCAUUGGUAGCAGUGUAGUCUCAUAACGUUUGAUUGACGAAUUAGAAACGAUUGUCGAUCUCCUUGUAUAUUUCGGAGUGUCGGUGCACUCCGCGCGGAACAUCGUUGAAUAACGUUUCGAGACUCGUGAUCGUUCCGGACGAUUCGUCGCAACUGUUGUUAUCCUUGUUAACUAACCGCAACGAGUUGAUUUCGCGCCGAAAGUGGUCGCGCCGCGAUGUGGCGCAACGCGGCGCGGCGCGACGCGGCGCGAGUAAAUCCGAGUAAACCGCCUGUCGCCGAUCGAUGACGAGGAUCUCGCACCACCCGGUUAAUGUGAUCCCGUAAUCCGGUGAUCCCGUCGACGACACGCGUGCAACUUGAGAGUUCCUCCCGGCGAUAUCUCGGCGCACUGCGUGAACUUUUGCACAUACAGGGUGCGUUGAAAAUCUCAUCGAUUUGAAAACGAGCUUUCAAAAAGCAAGCUUUAAAGGCUGCGGCGAGGGAAUCCAGACGAACGACAUUAUUUACCUCGGAAGCCAACGUCGCACCCCUGCCUGACGUCGACUCGACGAUAAAUUCGAGAGAUCGCAUUUCGUGCAUUUCCGACUUGGCUCGAGAACGAGUUGCUGUCAACGUUGAUACAAAAUAAACGUUCGAUAACGCUAGGAUGGAGAAGAGAUCAUCACCCGAGGUAUCUCUUGGAUGCCUCGGCAAAACGCCGGAUACUGCGGACAUCGAAUCGCCGAUGUCUAACAUCGCCAGUAAUCUGUCUAAAUCGUCACUGGAUUCCGGCGGUUCGAAAAAGCGGCAUUUUUUACGUUCAAAAGGUAUUCUCGGUGCCUCUCGUCGCGUGAACGAUCAGAAAAAUGAAGGCUUAUUAGCUAAGGACAAGGGUGGUCAAGAUAUGGAAAUUGAUGACACAUUGGGUUAUUGUGGAAUGAAGACAUUAAUUUCACAUGAAUGGCCGGAAGCAGAGCUCAAGAAGUACGAUUAUAAUAAAGAAAACGCCUCUAGCGGCGGCUCCAGCAAUUCAUACAACCGCACCCCGCAACGAACGCGCUGUAGGAAAGUGCGACAUCCUUUGGAAAAUUAUGAGGAGAACAGCCAAGACAGCGGCCAUGGGUCGAGUCCUGUCAGCGACAAGGAAGAGAAGCGACUUGAAGAUUAUGUCACUUUCGCAACUGUAUCGCCUCAUUGUCAUUUACAAUGCAACACAUUCUUGGGAAAACCAUUCGCUUCAGCUUCUCUCUAUCACCCGAGUAAAAAAAACUCGAUCACCGCUGAGGAUAAGAUCUUCCUGCGUAGUCUAUCAUCAGGAUACGAGAGUAUGGACGACGGGCUCACGAACGAGCUCAUCGAUAUGGAGACCAUGGAUGAAGAGACACAACUACCGACCGGUAUUUCGAAGCUACUAUCCGGUGACAUAGUCGCGCCCGAGACAUCAACAGAUUAUGACGUUUCGCCGACUUCCAAUUUUUCUCGAAGUAUGUCACCUAAAAUCAAAAUGUGGUUAUCGCUGAACGGAAAAUACAGGCGGAACAUCAAGACAGUAUCGUCGCCAUUGUUGAAAUCGCCAACGCAGACGAGAUCACCGUUGAUGAUAAAGUCGCCAUCGUUAUCGAAAAUCCGUACCUGUCUGUUUCGUUCACCAACGGCUGCCUGUUCGACUAGAACGAUGAUGAGGACGUGCAGCUAUGAUACCACAACGAACUAUUACACUUCACCAAAUUUUGCCAGGUCGUACAAACGGCCGUCAGAAGAUUUACUGGAGAAUGAUACAUCGAUAUUAAAACGAUCACGAAAGUCUAAUAGUUUGUAUCUGGACACAACUCCCGUAUCGGCGAGGCACUUUAGUGUUUUGCGUCCAAAACCCUCUCUACAGAGAAGUUUAUCCGAAACUGAAACACACGCGAAUAUCAAAUGGGCAGUUCAUCGCAGCGUCACUGACACCGAUCUCAUCGGCGACUUCAGCAAGCCGUGUAUACUGCCACUUACGAUAAGUCAACACUCGGAUCUGAAGACCAUUACAUCUGAAACGUUGGCGGCGCUCUUACGAGGCGAGUUCACCGAUCGUAUUAGCUCCUAUAAAAUCAUCGAUUGCCGAUAUCCAUACGAGUACGAGGGAGGCCAUAUCGAGGGAGCGUUAAAUCUCUACAGCAUAGAUCUCAUCAAGCAGAACAUGCUUGAUCACCUGAAUUGCACUGUGCCCAGGAUUCAAUCCGAUACCGACAAGCGCGACAUACUCGUGUUUCACUGUGAAUUCUCUCAGGAACGUGGGCCGAAUCUCUCGAGGACACUGCGCAGGCUGGAUCGCACGUGUAACAAGGAGUACUACCCGGCGUUGUACUAUCCGGAGAUUUAUCUUCUGCAAGGAGGCUACAAAAAAUUUUACAGCGAGCAAAAGGAAUUCUGUUCGCCGCAGGAUUACAAAUCGAUGAAGCAUCCCAAUCACGAGGAGGAAUGUCGAUUUUUUCGCAACAAGAGCAAAAGUUGGCAGGGAGACAAGUCCAAAGGGAUUAGCCAGACAGUGCGAGUAAACCUCGAGCAUUUAGAUUUUUGAACGGACAUUUGUUGUUUUUUAUCUGUAUUUGAUCUAAUUUAAGUUUCCUUAAUCCCUAUCGUACUAGUCGCGAAUCGUUAGACGUUGAACGUUCUCAGAUACGGUCGGGACAUAAAACACGCGCACGCCAUGCGCGUCACUAAAGUGCAAACGGCGUAAAGAGACUACUCGUUCUAUUAAUUUUUUUCUUUUUUUUCUUUUUUUUUUUUCUUUAAUUUUCAGUCGUUCUUUGCGCUAACAAUAUGACUGACUCGAUGAAUUUUCUGCGAGUGUCUUGUACAUGGUGUAAAAUGUAGAUGUAAAUGUCAUUCGAGCAUUUUUAGAUUCCAAUCGAUCUUAAUACUUAAUACUUAAAAAGAGUGAUUUAACAAGAUCGACGAUCAAUCAAGAUCGAUUAGAAUUUGUGUUUAGAUCUUCGAUAAUAAUAACUUAGGCUAUGGUGAUACAUCGUUGCGGCCUGCUACAUACUUCCUACCAAGAUUCAAAUUUGUACAUAAAAAUUACAGAAUCAUAUAUUUCUCAGGUCAUUCUGUAAUUAAGGACAACAAACAAUCAAAUAAUGCAAUAUAUCCGCGUGUUGACCCGAAGUUAUAGCAGGUUAAAAGACCAUAAUAUCGCAUUACAAAUUUUUUUUUACGCCAUCUCGGGUGGCAUCUCAUUGUAUAUAGUAAGACGUACGAUUGAGACUUCAAUGGCUUAAAUCACAUCGAUCUCUCUCUUUUGCUAUUGCUUUGCAAAUUUCUUUAAAGCAAAUAUUUAUGGUUGACUUCGCAAAUUACAUAAAGUGUUACCUAUUCGUUGUUGCAAUUCGAUAAAAAUAUAUUUUUAAUAUACGCACAAAAGAUUAAUUCUUAAAUACUUACGUUGUAUCGACACGAUCUAAUUGACGUUUCUUUCAAUUGUACUUUUUCUUAUAAAGAAGAAUUAAAGAAACAGUCUCGUUCGUGUUUUGAGAAGGAUUUAAAUUUUAUAAGAUUUUAGUGUAAAAUCUAUUCUUUUCUCUUCUAAAUUUCUCUUUAAAAAAGAGAAUUUUUUGCUACGCAAGUGCUUAAGGAUUAAUCGAUAACGACCAAUUAAUUCAAAUUCUAAUA
Pogonomyrmex barbatus (red harvester ant) is the source of this 3758-nucleotide messenger RNA. Its product is annotated as M-phase inducer phosphatase. The record is from RefSeq and is a predicted model, not a curated record. Gene Ontology annotation, biological process: G2/M transition of mitotic cell cycle; positive regulation of G2/MI transition of meiotic cell cycle; protein dephosphorylation. NCBI's taxonomy places the organism in Eukaryota, Metazoa, Arthropoda, Insecta, Hymenoptera, Formicidae. Gene Ontology annotation, cellular component: nucleus; cytoplasm. Gene Ontology annotation, molecular function: protein tyrosine phosphatase activity.